GAUUUACGAUUAAUGAUUAUUACAGCAAUAUUGUUAUAUUCUGUGAUUGUACACUCAAUUUACUUAUUCACUGAAUACGAAUGUAGGAAAUAAAAGCCAAACAUACAGACAAAGUCAAACAGCUCCAAACUACAAGUUGUUGUCUACAACUUACUGACAAGUUCAUUGUUCAUAUUAUAAUAAUAUCCCGUACGACGAACAGUGAACUGGAACCAAUUUUUAGCUGGCAAAAAGUUCUAUUCCUAAAUCCUGAAACCUAAAAAAUGCUACAUUUUAGUACUUACUUAUUUUUGUUAUAGUAUUUUGAUUGUAAAUUAAAAAAAUGUGGGUAAGUGGAUGUCGCUCUGCUGUACAGUAGGUUACAAGUGGGUCACUGUAAUGUAUGGUGUUAAAUUUGAAUUCAUUAAUUUAAUAUCAUUGUAUAAGAAAAACGAUUCUGAGCGAAAACAGUCGGUCAGCCAAGUAUUACCAUAUUACCAAGUAUAUUUGAUGAUAUUAUUGUGAAUAAAAUAAUUUAUAUAUAACCUAUUUACGUGGAGCCUAUAUAAGAGCCUUGUUUUCAAUUUUCAAUCCUUAGCUAUAAAAGUGGAAAAUUUUAUAAAUUUUUAACUAAAAAUUAAUUAUUAAAUUAUAAAUGCUUAUAAAAAAGAAUUUUGCCAAUGUAUUUUUAAUAUUUUCAAGUGCUAUUAGAACGAUAUAUCAGGAGCCUUGCAUUAAAUUUUCACGCUUUUUUACACAACGAAUAAAAAUUUAUUGAUAUUUAUAGAAAAAAAACUAAACAAAUUGAAAAAUGACAAUGUCCGUAAUCAGCUCAAAAAGAGUCAAAUUAUUUUCGAAAUUUUACUGUGUAUAGAAAAUGCUAAUACAAACAUUCAGUGAAAUUUUCAAGUAUCUACAGUGAUACCUUUUUUAAUUACAACAAAAUAAGAAAAUCGUUACACGAGAAAUCAAGUGAAUAUCAAAUGUUGUAAAAACAUGAAUUUCAAAAGCUCAUAAAAAAUUAAUUCGAGUUUCUUGUAGACAUUAUUUUUGUUGAUAAAGGUAGAUAAACUUAUGGAUAAUCUUGUAUUACAUUUUCAAAUCUUAGAUUGAAAAAGAAAAAUUUUUAUCAAUUCUCAACUCAAAAUAAUUUGCUAAUUUUCGAGAUUUUUUCGUAUUUUGUCAAUAUUUGAACUUUAAAUGCUUAUAAAUAAAAACUGUGAUUAAGGAUUUUUAAUAUAUUCAAAUGUCUUUCUAAUAAUAUAGUAGGAGCCUUGUAUAAAAUUUUCAAGGUUUUUUAUCCAACAAAUAAAAUUUUAUUGAUAUUUGUAGAAAAAAAAACUGCAAAUGUCCAUAAACAGCUCAAAAUAAGUCAAAAUAUUUGGAAAAUGUUAUGGUGUAUAGAAAAUGCUAAUAUAAACAUUCAGUCAAAAUGUUAUGUACCUUGUACCUACGGUCAUUUCUUUAGAGUUGCACCAAAAACCAAAAUCGAUUUUCUCAAAAACAGAUUUUGCGUAAAAAUUCCCGUUUUUCCUUGACAGACACAAAAAUAAAAACAAAAACACACAUCAUUGUAAAAUUAAUACAUUCAUCGCUUCGCUCAGAAUCUAAAAUGAGGUUAAUUAUUUGAUUAUUGAAUGUUAUAUAGAACUGUUGAUUAGAAAAAUAUAGAUUUUUAUCGAUUAUUUCCAACUUUUACGCUAGGUAUAAAUAUUAAUUAUUUUUUUUCACUCUAAAUAAUUUAUUUAAAGUUUAUAUUUUUAUAAUUCACACUUAUUAUUUUGUUUUAACAUAAUACCGUCAGAAAAAAAUAAUAUUUUUUUUUAAUCAAAAGUAAUACGAAAAUGAACACGAAAAACACAAUGUUUCCAUUAUUUUUUUGGUUAUUUAAGAAUAUAACUAAAAAUUGCAGAGUUUUAUGUAAUAUUAAAUACACACAUGUUAUAUAGUACAAGUUGUCAACAAUAAAUUUAAAAAAAGAUGUUUGCCAAAAAUGUGUUUUAAGUACAUUGUACUUAAUAAUAUUAUAUGAUUUUACUAAAAUAGUAAAAUAUAUAUAUCUACGUAAUUUUGAAAAAAAACCAAGAUUUCAGACAUAUUUUAUCGUCUUAUCGAUUAUCAAUCGGAAAAUAAUGAUAUUAAGACACGAUUUCGAUAAUAUUAUAAUAUUAUAAAAGUAUAAGACUAUUAAAAUUUAAAAUAAUAUUGUUAAACUGAAUGUGUUAUUUUUUUUUUCAAUUGUUUAAUGUAAACAAGUAAACGUUCGUAUGUAUGAACACAAUUUUCCAAAGAAGUUUGAUUUUUAUGGUAUCUAUAUUUCUACUUUACGGGGCACCUUUUUAUUGCAAUUUUUCUUUUUGAAACGGAUGUAGAAGUAGGUACAUUGAAAACGAUGGUGAAGUCAGAAAUCGGCGCUCGGGCAUAGUUUCGAGGUUACGACACUUCAAAGUUAGCAUAUAAAGAGUUGAGAAAAUGAUAAGAGUGGAUAUACGGCGGUUACCCUGCGAUCAACUACUUGAGGUGGUGUUGCAUAGCAAUUUGAGGGAUAUUUUUUUUUGUCCGAGCGCAGAGCAUCGAGCGAGUGGUAACGCGGGCAUCGCUGGCGUCCCUCCCCCCAAAAAAGUACUAAAAAAGGGUGUCCCGUAAAGUAGAAAAGUUCCAUUAUAGAGCCGUGUACACGAAAAAUUUGAACUUCAAUUUUGAUCCAACUUCAUGGUAUCAUGGUUAAACCUGUGGUAAGAACGUAUACACUCUGGUACAUCAAAAGCUUACCAUGUAUACCAACCAAUCACAGAAAAGUAUUUUUAUGCACGUGUGUAGUGGAAAUUCACCUAUAGUAGUUCACUGGUUAAUUAUACAAAUGUGGUUAUUAUUGACUAAUAUAUUAUAUAGAUACUAUAUGUCUAUAUCUUAUACUAUAAUGAGUAGUGAAAAUGUGAAUUCGUUGCAAACUGAUUCAAUUGUUGAAACAAUCAAAUCAACAUAUUAAAAUGUCUGAAUUAAAUUUAAUCUGUAAUUAUAAAAAAUGUCGUAAGGAUUUAAACUCAUUUGCAUGGGUAACGAGUUGCUCACAUAUAUUUUGUGACUACGAUGGUAGCCGAACAUUUAACCGUGAAAAAAAAUGCCCAUGCUGUAAUGAAGUCCUAAACAGACGAUUGGACAUUGUCCAGAUAAACUUAAAUCCAGACGAAUCUUUUAAAUCUAUGAUACUGUGUGGUUUAAGACCAGAAGUUGUAAUGGAUAUAUCAUUACGAGCAGUGUCUUUUUGGAAUUACCAAAUGACCCAAGAAAAAAUCAUUCAGACUAGUAGUAUGAAAAGACUUCAAGCAAAAUUUGAACAGGUUAAAAUCAAUAUAGAAACCAUGGAGUACCAGUUUCAAAAACAUAUUUUAAUUGAAACAAAAAAAUCUGAGUCAGCUUUGAAAGAUGCUGAAUUACAAAGACGAAAAACCCAAGAGAUAGAAGAGAAGCUGAUCGAAAAGAGUAGAAUCUUACAUCAAGUUCAGGUGAUAGUAAAAUAAAAUAAAAUCAAC
Messenger RNA from Metopolophium dirhodum (rose-grain aphid), 3512 nucleotides. RefSeq names its product E3 ubiquitin-protein ligase CCNB1IP1-like. Gene Ontology annotation, biological process: reciprocal meiotic recombination. The record is from RefSeq and is a predicted model, not a curated record. Lineage: Eukaryota; Metazoa; Arthropoda; Insecta; Hemiptera; Aphididae. Gene Ontology annotation, cellular component: synaptonemal complex. The transcript has 3 exons. Bases 2970 to 3500 code for a protein of 176 amino acids. Gene Ontology annotation, molecular function: ubiquitin protein ligase activity.